UCUCCCGGGAAAAGACACAUCUGUGCUGCCGCCAUGUUGGACCGGGGCGAACUGCUGGGAGGAGGUCUUGGCUUGUGAUGUGUUUAUUUCCUUUACCGUUUGAAGAUAUUUUUUCUCACUUUUUUCUUUUAAAAAAAACGCUGCUUCAGUUAAGUGGCCCUGGGCUCCCCGCAAGUAUUGCCUUCCUGCCAGAAUUCAUUGAGGUAAAGAGGGAGAGCUCUCCUAUUGAAGAUGAAGUUUUCAACUUGGAAAAUGUGACAAGAGAAAUGGAUGACUGCAAAAUUCAACACUGGUCUUGGUCAUGAAUAAAAAUUUAAACAUUGGAAGGAGCGGAAGAGGUGAAUGUCGAUGCCCUGAAUAGGUAACAUCAUCUCCAAAAUAUGCCUGUCGUAACUGGUAUAGACCUAGAUGCGAAUGGCUACAUCAUAUGUUGCUGCACCAACAGAAGAUUCUGUCUAAAUAAUUUCUUGCCACUGAGCGAGAAACUUUGGGUACAUUUCAAACUCUGCUGCAAGUGUAGAGUCUCUGCAUUGGCAUGAAUCGUUACACCACUAUGAAACAACUUGGGGAUGGAACAUAUGGCUCCGUUCUCAUGGGAAGAAGUAUAGAUUCUGGAGAGCUAGUUGCCAUUAAAAAAAUGAAGAGAAAGUUUUAUUCUUGGGACGAAUGCAUGAAUCUCAGAGAAGUCAAGUCACUGAAGAAAUUAAACCAUGCGAACGUAAUCAAGCUGAAAGAAGUUGUAAGGGAAAAUGAUCAUCUCUAUUUUGUGUUUGAAUAUAUGAAGGAAAAUCUCUACCAGCUGAUGAAAGACAGAAACCGACUGUUUCCUGAAUCGUCCAUUAGGAAUAUCAUGUACCAGAUACUUCAAGGAUUAGCUUUUAUCCACAAGCAUGGAUUUUUUCAUCGUGACAUGAAACCAGAAAAUCUGCUUUGUAUGGGACCGGAACUUGUAAAAAUAGCUGAUUUUGGUCUAGCUCGUGAAAUUCGAUCUCGUCCACCCUACACUGAUUAUGUGUCUACAAGAUGGUACAGAGCACCUGAAGUUCUUCUGCGAUCAACAAAUUAUAGCUCUCCUAUUGACAUGUGGGCUGUUGGUUGUAUUAUGGCAGAACUCUACACAUUAAGACCUCUUUUUCCUGGCUCUAGUGAAAUAGAUGAGAUUUUCAAAAUUUGCCAAGUCUUAGGGACACCUAAAAAGAAUAAUUGGUCAGAAGGCUAUCAGCUUGCAGCAGCCAUGAACUUCCGUUGGCCUCAGUGUGUCCCCAAUAAUCUCAAGACUCUGAUUCCCAAUGCAAGUAGUGAAGCUAUUCAACUCAUGAGGGAUAUGCUCCAGUGGGACCCAAAGAAGCGACCUACUCCAAGCCAGGCACUGCGGUAUCCCUAUUUUCAUGUUGGCCAAGUUCUGGGAACUCCUCAGCAAGUGCAAGAACAAGGAAAGCAGCAAAGAGAAAUGCAAUGUAAACAUCCAGUUCAUCCGAUGAAGCCUGUACCUCCGCUUCAGCCCCCACCUCUGCAUUAUCCUCAUCCACCUUCAAGACCAUUUCAACAAAUUACACCUUCUCAACACCAAAUGUGUGCGCGGCAAACAGAUCUAGCACCUGGUUCACUUGAAAGAGGAAACCAAAGUGAACAAGAGAAACCCCAUCAAAAUAUUCUACCUUCACUAAGUACAAAAAUGUGUCAAAAAGUGAUCAGGACAGAGGAAAAUGUAUGCAGCAGCACCAGGACAAAAGGCAGUGCUCAACGAUGGAGUCAUGCUGUUUUGAAAGAUUUCAACAGCUGGAAUGAUUCAGGAGAUUUGGGAUUUAGUUCUUCAACUAAAAACACAAAUUUAAAUGAUCAAAAAAGACAAAGUCAAGAAUCACAGUUUAAAAUGGGAAGCCUUUUAGAUUUCUCUUCUUCAAAUAGUAAAUCAAAUGGCAACAAUAUGCCUACAGCCAUUAUAAUGCCUCAAGCAGAUACAACUGCAUCUAGAGCUUCUUCAGCCAAGUUUCACUAUCUGAAACAAUCCAGGUAUCUACCAGGAAUAAAUGCCAAGAGCACCCCACUUGCCAAUGCAGGUAAAGAUUUCAGUGCACAUAGUCCCUGGGCCAAUUCUAAUCUUUCCAGUAAACCUUUAGGAGUGGUUGGAGGAACUCUUCCCAUUAGCUGUACCAAUGCAGUUUAUGCAACUGGCACUGAUACCUCUGGGGGAUACACAUCGUUUCUUAAGAAAGAAGUUGGAUCUGCUGGCCAAAGAGUACAGUUGGCACCAGUAGUGGAAACUGAUUCUAAUUAUGCAACUUGGAAAUCCAGCCGAUCACAGUUGGGAUGUCAGCCAUAUAAUUCUUCAAGCAAGAGCAUCAGUGGGUUAAUGCCCCGUCCGCCUGCAGUCCAUCCAAUACAUGGGCGAAUUGACUGGUCUUCCAAAUAUGGAGGACACAGAUAAAAAAAAUAGAUGUAAAUAACAUUCAGCUGCAGCUCAGUGGUAUUGGUUUCUUAAUAUAAUUUGAAUAUCGCAAUUUUUCUGAUUGAAAGUUGCUGUUGGGGUUGGUUAGCUUAGUUUUCAUUAACAGUUGGUGCUUUUCCUCACCUCUGGAGAAAAAUAUUUUUGCAAGAGCUUUUCUGAAAAUUUGCCAGUUAGUAGUAAUUUAAUUUUUUUACACUUUUUUCUACUUCUGUAUAUAUUGUGCAAUGUAUAUAACAAGUUAUCAGGGUUUUUUAUAUGUGUGUGUGUGUAAAUAAUGUAUUAAGUAUUUUGUUAAAGGACAAGUAGACCUGUGCAGAUCUUUUUGCAUAUGAAAACUAGCAUUUAAAGAAUAUACUCUGACAUGUAGGCGCACUAAAAGUGAGUCAUUGAAAUUUGCCUAUGGCAUUUGAGUAGGGAGGCAUUUAUUUUUGUAAAUUUUUUUUCUGGGCAGGGAUGAAAAUUUAUUACCAAGUGUGAAGAAUACUUAUUUUUGUAGCAGACUCAUUAAGUAGCCUUCAUUUAAGGAAUGAGCAGAGAAAAAUAUUCAUUUCCUUUGUGUUUUAUCACAUCACUCACUUGGGAAUAGACUGUAGUUCGGCUCCCAGGAUCCUUUCGAUACUCCUUAUAAACUGGCUAUAAAGAAAUUGCCCAGUGGCGUCUUUCUCUUGUGCUACAAGAGAUACAGCAAAUCUGUCACUUGGAAACUUCUGACCACAAAUGUGUAUCUGCCACUAAAUGACACAAGCAUAUUGGCAUUCCAGUGUUCUAUACCACUUUCCAUUGCUGUUCGUUCCUUCCCCAAGUAAUUUUCACCUAGCAUUGAGCAUACAUUAUAGAGAAUUACUUUAAGAAGUAUUAGCCUUGGAUUGUGAUGUACAAGUCGGCCAUUGAAACUUCAAAAAUACUUCCAAAAACAGGGGUCAACAAAGAUGCUGAGUAUAAAUUUGAACAGGUGGUUCCAUUUGUAAUUUUCAGUCGUCACGUGCAGUCUGAUCUGUGUGAGCAUGAAUAAAACUUCCAUGUAUCUUCUUGGCAAUGUGGCCUGUGCCACCUGCUUGCUCCCAUAUGCUGCCUUAUAAGGCGAGUAUAACCCUAAACAUGUAUUUCUGAACUGAAAAAUUGAAGCUAGCUCCUAAUGCAAUUAUAGCCCUAAACAUUUAUUAGUGGAAAAAUUGGGUUCUACUUUUAGGCCAAGUUUAGGCCUUCGCAUGCAUUUUAGUGCUGAAAAAAUGGGAUUGUCUUAUAUUUCAGGUUUUCUUGCAUGCCACGAUCUGUGGUACAUAUGAUGUUCAAAGGCAAUGCCAUGUUUGUGUUGAGCAAUAAUGGAUAUGCAGACAUACUGUCUGGACUAAAUUUUUUUAGGUUGUGCAACUAAAGGACCGAAGCAAACAGCAAGUGCAUCAGUAUUCUGUUUGUAUUUACCUAGCAAGACAGACAAACUCAUAAACUGCACUCUUAAGAUUUUAGUUGCACUUUCUAUAAAACUCCAAUAUAUUUUGUUCACAUUUUCUUCCUUGGAGGCUCCUGGAAUGUGCUCACACUUGACUUAAAGAUGACCAUUUUCAAUGUUGUGACUAGCCACAAUUUCUUUACUUCCCCUUUUCCACUUAAAUAACUUGCAUCUUCUGCCUAUUUAAUGCUGGAAAAAAAAUGGCCUUUCCAUAGAUUUGGGUAAAAAUUAAGUGCAAAGGCCAGUCAACAUUGGGACUAGAGCUUGUGUUUUCUGGCCUGUAGUGUAACAUCAGUUCCAGUGUUCAAAUAAAGUAUUAUUGGAUGGCCUCCACUGCAUUUUAUUUGUGGAGAGUUUUGAGACUGCAUUUUUCCCGAGCUCUUCCAUUACACAAUUUUUGUUUAACUUCCAGUUAUCUGUUUGUCUGUGUUUGGAAUCCUCUUUUUUUUUUGCAGUUUUUGGGAAGUCCUUCCACUAAUUUAAGAAAAAAGUGAUGCUUCUGAAGCAUACUCAUAUGUGUUCCAUCAAUCUUUUCAAAUCCAUUUUAACCUGUAACAUCUGAUGAAUUGUGCUAUAGUAGUGCAAUCAAAAUGCAUUAAAGCAAUGCAGGAAAUUGCAUAUAUGUUAAAUGAGUUUUAAUUGUGCUCAAUAUUGUCAAUUUUUAUAGCUUUAAUAUAGUUCAAAAUUAAUCAAAUUUUCUAUAAUACUGUACUGCUAAUUUCAAAGAUUUUCUCUUAUAAUAAAAUUGUUCCUUCGAUCUACCCACAUACCAUAUUUGCACAACAUUAAAAUUUAGAUUUAACUGCU
This is a messenger RNA of Carcharodon carcharias (great white shark), 4706 nucleotides long. Its product is annotated as serine/threonine-protein kinase ICK-like. Gene Ontology annotation, cellular component: cytoplasm; nucleus; cilium. Gene Ontology annotation, biological process: cilium assembly; intracellular signal transduction; intraciliary transport. The coding region runs from base 536 to 2428 and encodes 630 amino acids. Gene Ontology annotation, molecular function: protein serine/threonine kinase activity; ATP binding. Lineage: Eukaryota; Metazoa; Chordata; Chondrichthyes; Lamniformes; Lamnidae. The record is from RefSeq and is a predicted model, not a curated record. The transcript is spliced from 15 exons.